AUUCCCUGCCCCACCCGGGCCUGCUUCCAGUCCGAGGGAAGCGGCGAGGGUGUGUGCCUCCCUGCCCGGUUCCGGCUGACCGUUGGCCCCUCAGCCGGCGCCCUCACAGAGCUUUCCUAGCCGUCCCUCGCCUCCCCUCCUCCGCGACUCUGGUAACACCACCAUAGCGCCGAGCCGGGGAGGAGGGGAGGAGCCCUUCAGCGUGACGCCCCCGGGGCCUCAGGCUAGUCUGGACUCGGCCCGCCCCGAGGGGCGUGAGGAAGGGGCGGGGCUGCGGACUUCGGACUCUAGCCCGUACGCCUCCUCCUGCCGAGACAGAGCAGGCAGCCUAGUCUAGCGGUGAGCGAGCCAUGACGGCGCUAUGGGGGCCCUGGCCCGAGAUGCAGGACACCUGCACCUCGCUGGGGCUGAUGCUGUUGAUCGUGCUGUUCGUGGGACUGGCCCGCGUGGUCACCCGGCAGCAACUGAACAGGCCCACGGUCCACGCCUUCAUCUUGGAGUUUCUGGCCACCUUCCAGCUCUGCUUCUGCACCCAUGAGCUGCAACUGCUGAGCGAGCAGGAACCCCUGCACCCCACCUGGCCGCUGACGCUAAUCUACUUCUUCUCGUUGGUGCAUGGACUGACUCUGGUGGGCACCUCCAGCAACCCGUGCGGCGUGAUGAUGCAGAUGAUGCUGGGGGGAAUGUCCGCCGAGACCGGCGCGCUGAGGCUGUUGGCUCAGGUGAUCGGUGCCCUGUGCAGCAGGCACUGCAUAAGCGCCCUGUGGAACCUGGGGCUGACCAAGUAUCACGUCAGUGAGAGGAGCUUCGCUUGUAGGAAUCCCAUCCAAGUCGACCUGCCCAAAGCGGUAGUCAUAGAGGCCGUCUGCUCCUUUAUCUUCCACAGCGCUUUGGUGCACUUCCAGGAGGUCCGAACCAAGCUUCGUAUCCACCUGCUGUCAGCACUCAUCACCUUUUUGGUCUAUGCAGGAGGAAGUCUAACAGGAGCUGUAUUUAAUCCAGCUUUGGCACUUUCACUACAUUUCAAGUGCUUUGAUGAAGACUUCCUUCAAUUUUUUAUUGUAUAUUGGCUGGCUCCUUCUUUAGGUAUAUUGUUGAUGAUUUUGAUGUUCAGCUUUUUCCUUCCAUGGCUGCAUAACAACUAUACAAUUAAUAAAAAGGAGUAAUUACUCUAGAAGACUCAGACUAAGUUACAGGACAGUCAAGCUGGAUGUGAUUAAGAUUUCAUUACCUCAUAUUUCAGCAUACCGGCUGCACUGGAUUCGUCAAUGUUAUCUUCCUUUGAGGAAGCUGCCUUAGAGUUUCCAGUGCUGGGACUUCAAAAAAAAUUUACUGUGAAAACGAGGAAUCCUGUGUUUCUGAGUUAAGACUUGUUCUUUUAAGUGUGUAUUAAAUGCUGCUAGAAAAGACUUACUACACUAAAUAUAAAUCUCAAGUGAUAAUUGUUAAUUUUGAUGACAAAGAAACUGAAUACAGGGUCAGAAAGAAAGGGAAGGUAAUAGUAGGACCAAGAAAGAGUGUGUUAUCAAGUGUUAACAUCAAUGAACAAGAUUUUUCACCAGAGUACAACCAGUCAUGCUUGCAGAACUGGGGACAGGAUACUUUUCAGCCACUACCUCACACACUGAUAUCAUCAGCAGCAGCAUCUUUCAAUAGGAAAGUUGCUUUUAGAAGUAGAUUGUAUAUCUACUCAUACUCAAGGGGUUUCCUAAAUUUUAAAUAUAUUCUAAUCUAUUUUCUCUAAAUAGACAAUCUCACUAGCUUUAGGCAAGUUGUCAUUAUUUAAUAGAAUGUAAUAAAACAAAGCACCCAUACAAAGUCGAAGUGGAAGCCUUUCACAUUCUCAUUUUACCGUAUCAGCUACCUCAUGAAGUAGGUAGGGUAUGUAUUUUUAAUUUCCAUUUUACAGAUAAGGAAACUAAGGUGUACCUCCCUGCCCAAGGUCAGAUACAGCCAAACACCAUCUUUAGAAUUCUACUUCAGUACAAAAAAUGUUCUCAGUCAUCAUUAAGACUAAAGGAAAACUGAAGAUUUUGAAGAAACACUAAAUACUUUAUGUUAAAGUCUGUUUAGGAAUUAACUAGCUUUUUUUUUUUUUCAGGCUUAAAGAACCUUCAGUUUUUUGUUUUCAUUUUUUUAAUUGUACAAGGUCUACUUUUCAUUAAAAGUUCAGGUCAUAAAAAGUUAAGUUUAUUUCUUUUCAAUUCUAAUUAAAUAGAAAAAUUGAAUUGAAAAAAAAAUGGGACAAGAUAAGAUCUGAGUAAUAACUAAGCAACAGAUACACUGCCAGGUAAUUUAAGUUCUGCCUGGUGAUCAGCUUGUGGCUAGUCACUCUCUUUACACCUACAGGCUGAGCUAGACUGCUGCAGGCUACCCAGCAAGGCAGCCAGUUUGAUGGUCAUGACAACUCAUGCACUUACAAAUACAUACCUGUGGUAGUUCCUAUUUUUAAAAGCAAAGUUCAUAAAAUUGCAACAAUGGCUAAAUGCAGUCUCUGACAUGUUUUGUUUGGCCUGCACAGUAAUUUUUUUUAAGAUAACAAGCUAGUAUUGUUAAGUCUUUUUCACACAAAAAUCCAGUUUCAGCCUUUCUCAGAAAAAAAAAAAAAAAAUCUAAAGAUCUGUCAAUACUAGGCCUGAAUUCUGCCAUGACAACCACACAAAAUGAUUAGUCCCCUUAAGUGGUCUCUUUGCCACUCCCUAUGUCUUCCAGACAUGAAGCUGAGUUUCCCUUACUGUUUCACUUCAUGGCUGUUUUUCUUACAGGUUUUUUUUUUUUUUAAUUCAUGUCUCUGUUAUCAUGAGACUGUGGUUUAAGAACAAGGAGCAGUUGCAGGGAGGGUAUAGCAUAGUGGUAGAGCGCAUGCUUAGCAUGCAUGAGGUCCUGAGGUUCAAUCCCCAGCACCUCCUCUAAAAAUAAGUAAACCGAAUUACCUCUCCCACAAAUAAAAUGAUUAAAUAAUACAAUAAUAAAUAAAAUAUUAGGGAAAAAAGAACAAUGAGCAGUGAUUUGUGUAAAUACUCAGCCCUCAAACUUCACUUGUCAGAAUUAGAAGUUGUGACUUCCGAUGACGCUGCUUUCCCCGCAGCCCUCUCAAGUGGUAGCUUAGUCUCUACCUCAUCUCUUGACACCACUGGGCCUGGAGGUAGAAUAGGUUCUUUUCCUCAUCUGUUCUCCACUCCCUCCAUUAAAAACGUCAUCAGACCAUGCCUGGGCACUUCUUACUGCAGUUAUCCACCGUGCAGUCCCCUCAAUUCCCUCCUGAUCCUUUAGGAACUUCAUUCCUGUCUCAAUCUCACUCUCUACAAUACUAUACCAGUUAUAUUUGUUAGUGAUUUCAAAACUUAGAGAUGAUCCUUCCAGUGUCCUGGUCUCCCAGUUCAUUGGCUAAACUUGAAAGGCUCUUCAAUAACUUUCCUUCUCUUCUGCCUCAGCUACAACUUGGGACAUAACCUUGAGCUUGUCAUUACCAGUAACUCAAACUCUUCUCUAAUCUCAAACACCCAUUCCCCAACCACUAACUCCUCUCUCUAGCUCACUCACUCAGUAUCCCAUCUCCAAUGAUCAUUUGAACCGCCAGAGGGAACUUCUGUCCAUUGAUACCAACAUCUUUUCACAUCCGUCUCCCCUUUCACUUACUCUUUUCUCGUUAAGCAGCUUAAAUUACACUCUUACAACUCCCUUGUUCCUCUAUCUCAUCACACUCACAUGGCUUAACCACAAUUUGAGUAAAUCCAAAUGUCUACUUAUUCCAUGCCUGCACCCAAACGUGAAACAGAAGAAAAAUUGGAGACAGCAGGACAGUUCUUUCAAAGAUGUUGCUGUAAACAAAGAAAAUAUGGGUGGUAGCUGAAGGGGGAAAUUGGGUUAAGAAAGAUUUUUUGUUUAAGGUGGGAAAGAUACUGGCAUGUUUAUAUGCUGAAAGGUACGAUGUAGUAGAGAAAAUGAUGUAGGAGAGGAAGAGAUUUCCCAGGUCUGUAUAUUUUUAAUAGGUUAUUGAAGAUAGAAUUAAGUGCACAACUGAAGAGAUUGGCCUUAGCUAGAAGCACAGACAGAGCAUUCACAGUAACAGGAGAAAAGGUAAGAAUACAUGUGCACAAGAAGAGUUAGGUAAGCAGAUGUGAUGUUGGGAGACUAAAGACGUUUUCAAUUUUCCUCUUCCCAUUUUUCUCUUGAAGUAUUCUAGUCAGGCCUCAACUCCACCAUUCCACUGAAAUUCUUGCCAAAGCAUCAGUGACUUUCAUGUUGUCAAAUCAAGUUCUCAUACUUCUUACCUAUUAACAGCAUUUGAUAUAAUUUAUUGCUUCCUCCUCCUGAAUCACUUCACUUCCAGAAAAUCAUUGCCUUCUUAUUAGUUCUUUCUCCUUUCCACAAAUUAAAUGAUAGCUUCCCAGGGGUCAGUACUCUGAGCUUCCUAUUUCUUACUCUCUUGGCAAUUUUAUCCAUUCUUGUGGCUUUAUAGCGACUAUAACCUAGUAACUGCCAAAUUUAUACCUCCACCUUGUACAACUGUCCUGAACUCCAGACUCAUAUCCAUCUGUAUAUUUAACAUCUAUAUUUGAUUGUUUAAUACAGAACUCUAGUUGAUAUAUGCAGCCCUAGUUAAUUCAAAUCGCAUGGUUUAUCCAUUCUAUUCAUGGCAUUUGUAGUUAUUCACUAUUAAAUCAAUGCUCUGAUAAAAUUCUUGUGCAUGUCUUCUUGUAUGCAUGUGUUUUUCUAGGGAGUAGGUGUUCAUACUUCUCAUUAUGGCCUAACAGCAUAAAAUAAAUAUUUGUGGGUCCUGAUGGGAAACGUACUUAUUGUGGGUAUAAUGGAAUGUAUGAAAGCUACUGUGACAGAGAAACACAUGCAUGCACAUAAGACAUGCAUAAGAACAUCUGCAGCAGCAUGGCUUCAAUAAUGAGUAGCUGGAACCUUAAAUGCCCAGGAAGAGAAUGGAUGAACUGUGCUAUAAAGCUGCCCGUAUCAUCUUGGGUAAAACUUUUAAAGUGCUGAGCUGAAAAGCAGCAGAAGGAUUUAAGAAAUAAAAGUUAAAAAAUAAGAACCCAGUACUAUGUUUACAGGAUACAUACAUAUGUAGCAAAAAAAAAAAAAAAAAACCCA
Molecule: messenger RNA, 5103 nt
Organism: Camelus dromedarius (Arabian camel)
Lineage: Eukaryota; Metazoa; Chordata; Mammalia; Artiodactyla; Camelidae
Gene: AQP11
Product: aquaporin 11
Exons: 3
Coding region: 351-1166 (271 amino acids)
Biological process (GO): transmembrane transport
Cellular component (GO): membrane; cytoplasm
Molecular function (GO): channel activity
Source: RefSeq, a predicted model, not a curated record